Tinamus guttatus (white-throated tinamou) is the source of this 228-nucleotide messenger RNA. The record is from RefSeq and is a predicted model, not a curated record. Lineage: Eukaryota; Metazoa; Chordata; Aves; Tinamiformes; Tinamidae.
UAAGAGGUGAAUUGGAAAAGGGUUCUGUGCUCUUUGUCAUGGACUGUGAUCUGUUAAAUGCCUUUUUUUGUUGUUUCUACCUCAGGCAACUUAUGGCUAAUGAACCACUGGAAAAACUGGGAUUUAAAGACCUGAUAGAUGAGAAAGCAGAAGCAAAACCUGAAAAGCUAUAAAGAAGACCAAAAAACUUCUCUUUUGUGGAAAGCAUAACUGUUAUGUAGUACAUAU